Molecule: messenger RNA, 4387 nt
Organism: Coregonus sp. 'balchen'
Lineage: Eukaryota; Metazoa; Chordata; Actinopteri; Salmoniformes; Salmonidae
Source: the annotation of a GenBank genome assembly
AUGGGUGUUCUUCGUAUAUUAGAGAUUAUAUUUUUCUUUUAUUUUGCUUCUCACAUUCCUAUUACAUUAUUCAUUGAUCUUCAAGCGUUGCUUCCUGCACAGCUGUAUCCUCAGCAGGUAAGUUUGACCUGUUUAAUUGACUAGUGUGUAGUAGUAGGUCCAUGAAGGAAAGUUGGUAGUGGAUGAAGUAACGGUGACUGCAUCAUAUCACCGUAUUAUUUUUGGGGAUGUUGAAAAUCCCUUUUAACACCCAAUGUGCCUAUAGUGAUGCAACAUUGAGUGUUUACAAAUAUAUUGUGUUGAUAUAUAUAUAUUUUUUUUUUUCAACAGCUGAAAGAUCUUUUGAGAUGGUAUGGGGCUGAGUUCAGAGACCCCAUGAUGCUGGAUCCCCCCACCUGGUUCAAGUCCUUCAUCUUCUGCGAGGCCCUGGUCCAAAUCCCUUUCUUCCCCAUAGCUGCAUAUGCCUUCCUCAAAGGUCAGAUAACAUGGGAUACGUCCCAAAUGGCACCCAUUUCCCUUUAGUGCAGUACUUUUGAUGAGAGAGGUCAAAAGUACUGCACUACAUAGGGAGUCAUUUGGUAUGGCCCCAUAUGGGCUAGCAAACUAAUGUAAAAAUCUGUGGUAUUUGGAAUUACAAAAUGAAGCCCAUGGUGCAAGAAGACCUUUGAUUUGGCACGCUGUAGAUAGUAAUUUAGUCAUAAGUAACUCAAGUGUGACCUCUAGUGGAUGCCCAUUCUUUUAACACCCCUUUAUCAGUAUCUGUGUGUAUCCCAAAUGGCGCCCUAUUCUCUAUGUUGCACUACUUUUGUCCAGAGUCCUAUGGGCCCUGUUUAAAAGUAGUGCACUAAAUAGGGAAUAGUGCGCCAUUUGAGACGUAGACGUUGUCAUAAAUCAGACAUGACGACAAGGCAGGUAAGCCUGUCAUAACGUGAGGAAAUCAACCUAAUUCUGUUCCAUCAACCAUCAUCUCUUCCAGGAGGCUGCAAGUGGAUCAGGACUCCGGCCAUUGUCUAUUCCACCCACGUAGCCACCACCCUGGUCCCCAUCCUAGCCCACAUCCUCUACUACCCCUUCCCCACGGAGCCCCACCCUGGCCCCCAGACCCAGAAGGAACGCUACACCCUUGCAGUCAUCUACGCUCCGUACCUCCUGGUUCCUCUGAUGCUGCUGUUCACCAUGCUGUUCAGCUCAGCUUACAACACCAACACUCAGGGAGGAAAGGGCUCAGCUUACAACACCAACACUCAGGGAGGAAAGGGCUCAGCUAAGGCCAAGAAGAUCAAAUGAGACACUCAUCUAUUUCUAGCCUGAGUGCCAUUCUGUUUGUGCUAUUGUCCAACUCCAUUGCUGUCCUUGUCAAACCAAACAUUACAAGUGACAAGGAGUUGGCAUGAUGGCACAAACAGAUUGGCACUCAGGCUACUAAUCCACCUGUACAUUCUGAAUCUCAAGCUGUGACCCGGCUGCCUAGACAUCCAGGUAAUCAUACCUCUAGUCUAGACUACACUACUAAUUUUCAUAGUAAUUUUUGUGAUCAAUUGUCAAUUCGUAUAUUUAAAGUCGAGAAAAUAUCAUGGUUAGCAAUAGUCAAGAAUGUUGACACCAAGAGAAUCAAAAUAUGUGCAAAUCCUUUUUAUUCAAGUAUACCUCAUCUUUUGAUGAAGUUGGUCCACUAAGCUGGUUUACUAACUUUUAACAUGGAUAAGAUGAAUGCAGAGUAUGAGAACAUUUGAUAAUUUCUUGAUAUAUACUGUAAACAUAAAAUAAUUAAUAUACCUUUCAAAUGUACUUUACUGUUUAUUUAUACACUGGCCUGAAAUUCCAAUAAGCCACCUGAGGGCAAAUGUUUUGGUGUGGUCCCACAGACAAUGGUGAAAUUAUAAAACCAUGAACAUAUUCCUACCUCAGAUGUAAACAGACGACACACAGCAAAAAAAAUAUAUAUAUAAUUGGGGGGGAAAUCAUGAAAUUAUUUACAGUAACAUGCACAUACUGUACUUUGUUUUCUACUUGUAGAAAAGGUAAUAAAACUAUCUAUACAGAGUAAUUAUUCGGUAUUAAAUAGUAUAAAUAAAUUCCUUGGUAUAUAUAAAUAGCUUUCUUCCCCAUUUGCUUGUCUGAUAUACUGUAGUGUUGUGAAAGGCGUGACGCCCAUAGAGCCUCAGGUUUUAAUUAUAUUUCAAGCAUUCAACACUUAAAUGCUAAAAAUGGAUAACUGGGGGAGGAGGGUUGACACCUGCUAGUGAGGAACAUGUUAUGGUGUUCUAGAAGCCUAAGAGUGAGAAGCUACUUUAACUUUGCAUGUGGUCUGUCUGUUGCUGUCACGGUAACACCUGUGUUUUAGUUGGAGCAGUUUUGGAUUGCUUGUGAGGUCGUAAGAGAGGUUGUGUUCAGAUGAGCGAUUCCCGUUAACCCAUAGCGUAGUGGAUAUCACCCAUAGAAAACAAUUCAGGCACCCUGGAAACAUGGUCACAAACACACACAGACACACACAGACACGCACACAUUUUGGGCCUUCGACGCACCCCUUAUUUCUGCAGAAUGAACUGUUCAAUGAACUCAUUCUGCUCAGCCUCCACUUUGGAGAGAGCUUCAUACUCGAUGCGAUACCUGGAAUAGAUUACAAACAAAGACAAACUUCAUUAAACCCCAGGGACUGACUGACUAAUUAACUAACUGACUGACUAUAAUGUCAACCCCUGAGAACGAGACACUAACAAUAUAUUUCCCCAUUGUUAUUGAUUUCACAAGGAGACUUGACCUCAGUCUUACAUUUCUUGCCAAAUAAAUUUCACCAAUCACGUUCGUUUCUGCCCUUGAGGCACAGCUGUCUUCAGAACAAGAUUGAAUAAGACAAACAGUCUUCUUAGCCUGGGAGCCAGUCUGUUUCUGGUCUCUUUAAUAUAGCCUGGGUACCAGUCUGUUUCUGGUCUCUUUAAUAUAGCCUGGGUACCAGUCUGUUUCUGGUCUCUUUAAUAUAGCCUGGGUACCAGUCUGUUUCUGGUCUCUUUAAUAUAGCCUGGGUACCAGUCUGUUUCUGGUCUCUUUAAUAUAGCCUGGGUACCAGUCUGUUUCUGGUCUCUUUAAUAUAGCCUGGGUACCAGUCUGUUUCUAGUCUCUUUAAUAUAGCAUGGGUGCCAGUCUGUUUCUAGUCUCUUUAAUAUAGCCUGGGUACCAGUCUGUUUCUAGUCUCUUUAAUAUAGCCUGGGUACCAGUCUGUUUCUGGUCUCUUUAAUAUAGCCUGGGUACCAGUCUGUUUCUGGUCUCUUUAAUAUAGCCUGGGUACCAGUCUGUUUCUGGUCUCUUUAAUAUAGCCUGGAUACCAGUCUGUUUCUGGUCUCUUUAAUAUAGCCUGGGUACCAGUCUGUUUCUGGUCUCUUUAAUAUAGCCUGGGUACCAGUCUGUUUCUAGUCUCUUUAAUAUAGCAUGGGUGCCAGUCUGUUUCUAGUCUCUUUAAUAUAGCCUGGGUACCAGUCUGUUUCUAGUCUCUUUAAUAUAGCCUGGGUACCAGUCUGUUUCUGGUCUCUUUAAUAUAGCCUGGGUACCAGUCUGUUUCUGGUCUCUUUAAUAUAGCCUGGGUAACAGUCUGUUUCUGGUCUCUUUAAUAUAGCCUGGAUAACAGUCUGUUUCUAGUCUCUUGCCAACUCCAUAUGGAAUUGUCCUUCCAAACAUGUGUGGCUUGACAAUGGAGUGAGCAAAAGCACAAACAGAUCUGGGACCAGGCUAGUGAGAUCAGACCUGGGACCAGGCUAGUGAGAUCAGAUCUGGGACCAGGCUAGUGAGAUCAGACCUGGGACCAGGCUAGUGAGAUCAGACCUGGGACCAGGCUAGUGAGAUCAGACCUGGGACCAGGCUAGUGAGAUCAGAUCUGGGACCAGGCUAGUGAGAUCAGAUCUGGGACCAGGCUAGUGAGAUCAGAUCUGGGACCAGGCUAGUGAGAUCAGACCUGGGACCAGGCUAGUGAGAUCAGACCUGGGACCAGGCUAGUGAGAUCAGACCUGGGACCAGGCUAGUGAGAUCAGACCUGGGACCAGGCUAGUGAGAUCAGAUCUGGGACCAGGCUAGUGAGAUCAGAUCUGGGACCAGGCUAGUGAGAUCAGACCUGGGACCAGGCUAGUGAGAUCAGAUCUGGGACCAGGCUAGUGAGAUCAGAUCUGGGACCAGGCUUCAGUCUUCUUACCUCUCCAGCUGCAUCGUCUUCUCUGCUAUCAGGGCAUGGAGCUGCUGUUGCUGGGCCUCCCUCUGCUUGGCCACAGACUUCAACAGGUUCCUGGCUCCAAUAGCCUGGGAGAAGGAGGCAGUGCAGCAGCAUGUUGUUCACCCAGAUAACAAGGCCUCGGUCGUUCCCACAGAAAAGUGCAGCAAGUGUACUCAGUGGCCUAGCUAG